GUCGACCGCCAACCCAACUCCAGCUGCACAAUACGACAACACCCACGGCAGAGUUCGAUUCUACGAUGCCGUCCAAAUUCUCGCUGCAGAAUCCAUACGUGGUGGCAUCUUUGCCAAGACCCAUUGACAUUAACAAUGGGCGUUAUGUGGUUGGAGAGGUUUUUGGCGGGGCAGUAGGCGCUGGCGCAAAGAAACGAAAGAGGUCCGAAUUGGCAAUUGGGAUAGAUGGCGAGGGAAUUAACCUCUACGAUGUACGAUUCUGCCUUUCGCUCUGGCGCGUAAUGAGAUGGUGAUGGAAGCUAAUCUAUUUUCAGAUCUCUUCUUCGAAACUCAUCACUUCAUAUGCUUUGCCGCCACUAUCAUCCUUUACCUGCGCUCCAAGUUCCGUGAGAAUUCGAAUCUCAAAAACGCGCGCUGAACGACGCACAUACGCAUCGACUUCGUGGACGCAGGCGCAAGUGACGCUCUUUCGAGAUGUGACUGAAGGCCCUUCGAGCACGACCUCCGCGACUACUUCCCACGUAAUCCAGAAAACAGAAAACCCCAUUGUUUUCAUGAGCACGACGGCCGCGACAAUGGGACCUGAGGCGCUCGCAGGUGCCUUAGACUUGUUGGUCGUCAAGAAGGAUGGAGAAAUCCAUUGUCUGGAUGGGGAAACUCUGCAAGAAAAAUGGAUUUCUCCGGCCGCCGCUCUUGUCACACAAGAUGCAGGACAAGCCAUUGAAGCCGAAAUCGAGUAUGCGCACAUGACAAACGCAUUCGCAGUAUCCCAAGGAGUCUUCAAGGGUCGACAGGAUAUCUUUGCAAUGUUCAAUGAAGAAAUUUCCCAGGAUGCCUUCAACCCUGAUAUGCUCGUCUUGAUUUCCAAGACCACUGCAAAUCCCUCCUCAAGAAGGAUACAUAUUGUCACUCUGCCUAGAAGGUCGUCUGUUCAUGUUAAUGGUUUGCAACACUCGGUUCACCCAUUAUUGUUUGCUGCCUUUCCCUUCACUUCGAGUGCGCCCUCCCAAGGAGCGACCACUUUUAGCAUACAGGUCUCUACAGGAACACUAAUGCAGCUCCACAACAAUACCCUGACCACAUUUGACCUGACUGAAACAGGCCUAAAAGAACAAUCCUCCCUCUCAACUAACACCGCAAAGUCGUUCUUACGUCUGUCCAAUACAUCAAUCCUCCUCUCGUCCGAAGACAAUCUCAGUGUCAUUAGCCCAAAAUAUCAAUCAAUACUAGCGACUGUUGACACGGGUCUUUCUGGUGAUCGAGAAUCGCUUAAGCGCAAGCGAGAUUCUGAACACGAAAGUAAGAGCAUACCAGCGGGAUCACAUGCGCUCAAAGCAUACUUUCCCAAACUUGGAGCAGCAAUUGCAAUUGUUGAUAGCAACCUCGUCGGGAUACAAAUCGAAGGGCAAUAUGAUCGCAAAGGAAGAGCGCGCGCUGCAGGACUCCUGAUAGAUUCCAUUGGAUGUGCCAUUCCAGGACACCAACGACAUAGAAUUAGCGACUCCAAUAUUGCAAAGCUCGAUUCAGAAACCCUGUCAGCAUACCAGGCAGCCUCCAUGACCGCAAAAACAUCGGACGCAACCUGGACUAGUCGAAUGCAGAUCUUGGAGAAAUCAUUUAACGCUGGGGACAUCGACAAGUUUGAUGAGCUCAUGAUUUCUACUCUUAGCGCAAAAGUGAAGAAAACCCGAGACUCUUUGUCAACCACAGAGGACCAAAACUUCGACGAUGCUCUGAAAAGAAAAGCCCACGCAACGGACAGACGAUGGAUUUUGUACGCUCUUAGUAAAUUGUUCUCUUGCGUCGAGUUAGACUCAGGAAAACGGCAACUUGCCGUUUCAUUUUAUACACCAAAAUCAUUUAUGUGGCUCAUAACAGCAGGUUUUAUGACUGUAACAAACAUUCAAGCUGCUCUAAAAAUUGCGAAUGCUCAAUCGUCGAUUUCAUCAGGCGAGUUGGUGAAUGCCAUUUGUGAAAUCAAUCCCGACAUGGAGUUUUUACUCGCACUUAUCAGAAACAACCACUUGGACGCUGCUGAGCUUGUUUGUGCGCUUCGACUACUAAUGGAAAGCCUUGAAAUUGGCGGCGGCAAUGAUCACACAAAGCAGCUUUUACUCACGAAUGGAGAUGAGACAGAUCUGGCUGAUGGUGCUAUUGAAGAUCAAUUGGAGCAAUUGGAGCAGGAAGCUGAGCGUGAUUUGGAUUUUGCAGAAUACCAGCUAGGGCCUGGGGCUGGCAUACGGGGACAGGCCAUCAGCGCGGCGUUUACGAAACUCUACGCUUGUCCAACAAACUCCAUCGUACAGGCACUCCAGUCCCAUCUGUCGACUCAAGAUACUGUCGCUGUCAUGUAUCUACUCCGCAUGCAACUUUCAGAAGGCUCCUGGACCUCCAAGCAUCUUGAUUUUGAUCCAUCGGAGGUCAAUGAUGAAUAUCCAAGCUCUGAGAAUGCAAUCAUUCUCAUAUCAAGCUUGCUCUGUAAUUGCAUUGAUGCCGUGGGUGCUGGUGGUUGGUUGUCGGGGGACACGAGAUUAGUUCGAAGCGAUCCCUUCGAUGCACAGGACUUAGUUUCGGGGCUGAAGCUCGAAGUUAGUGCUGCCUUGGAAGCUAUCGAGGAAGCAACCUAUUUGAAAGGGAUCAUAUCAGAAAUGGUUCGUUAUGGACAAGCGGUCCAAAAUGCUCUUCCAAAGGAGCCAAAGGGCGAGAAGGGAACGCCCGCCAACAAGAAACACAAGCCCAUUACUCUGGAGUCUGCAGAUCCUGAUCAAAGGCUUUUACCUCUAGGAUUGAAAGCAGAGCAGUUGGUUUCACGCGUAAGGGUUGGUGGUGGAGGCGAAAUCAAUGUCCGUUCGUCAAGAGAUAUCGGUAAUCGUAAGAGUCAAAAGGUUGGAAAGUAUUCCCUGGAGAAGAUUGUCAUUUGAGAUUACGGUGUACACAUAGUCAAAGUAGAAAAUUUUAGCACAACGUAUGUAAUACUUUUUUCUUCUACUGUUUUUGUUUUGGGGCCGCUGUAGAAAAGGCAGCUUAGGUUACGUGGUUCCAGCUAGUUGGAAUUUGUUAUUGUUCUAUUCCAAAGUUCUAGAAUAAAUCAGGUUAAAUAAAUGGACAUUAAAUGC
Hymenoscyphus albidus is the source of this 3116-nucleotide messenger RNA. The record is from the annotation of a GenBank genome assembly. NCBI's taxonomy places the organism in Eukaryota, Fungi, Ascomycota, Leotiomycetes, Helotiales, Helotiaceae.